AUGACAAAAGAAAAAAAGUCAAAGUCAGCAAAGGCCAAAAAAAGUCACAAGAGCAAGCAUAAGAAGGAACCUUUUCUUGAUGAAGUUCCUACACGAAUUAGGCUUUCACUAAAAAAGAACGCCGAUACAGGCAAGAGCAAGUCAAAAUCGAAGCGUUCAGAAGUUUCUGAAGAUGCUCCUGAAGGAAAUGAAUUUGACGCAGAGAUGCGUGAUGCAGUAGAUAAUUAUGAUUAUGAACAAGAAGCUAUAAUGGAUAGUAAUGACUCCACCCUUAAUAUUGACUCCGAGGAGACCGGUAAUGCUAAAAUAGAUACAUCCAAAUCUUCAGCGGCGGUUAACACAAACAAGAUGAUCUUGAAGCUAAAAUUCAACCUAGAUUCACCCCCUAUCACAAAGAAGCAUAAGCACAAACACAAACAUCAUAGGGAACAAGGUGAAAGCUCUUCACAUUCACGCAAAAAAGUUAUUGGUAAACGUACGAAGCGAGAUUCUUCGAAUGAAGACUCUGAUAAAAAUGGGGAUUUAUUCAACACAGAUGAUAAUGAAUCUUCUCAUGCACGAAAAAAAGCGAAACGCCAUCAUGUGGACACUGAUGUGAACAUUGAGAUUAAUGGUGAAAGUAGAAGUGUUGAAACAUGUGGCGAUAGUGUUAACCGACAUGCGACUGAUAAAGCAACGAUUAAGACUAAUGUGAAUCAAUCAUAUGCUGAUAAUACCGAUCAGAAUUUAAUUAGAGGCGCUGUUGAAAACUGUUCGACAGAUGUUGGUUAUAUAUCGGCUCGCGAUAAGAAAGGAAAGACUGCUUUAAAGGGUGUUAUAAAUAAGGUCAAAGUUGAAAAGAGUCAAACUUCAAAUGAUGUUAAAAGCAAGGAAAUCUCACAAUAUGAUAAUAAUGGUAGUAAAUUAAUUGAUGAUGAGAGUGAGAAUCCUAUAAAAAAUGAAAUAGACAGAAAAAGUACUUUAGACGAUAAUGUUAUAAAAGGAAUCAAUAGUGAUUCGAAAGAAAUAUUGAUGCCUGAACUCACAACUAACACAUCUUCAUAUUCGCUUCGUGAAAAACGGUCAUACCCACCGGUCACUGAGGAUGUCAAAGUAAAAGCUGAUGAACGUAGUUUAUCUAAAUCAGUUAAAAAUACGAAAGCGUUUCGUCAAGACCAAGCUUCUUCGGGAAUUAUUUUGAACACAAUAAAUGUAGAUUCAUCUAUCACGAACGAAACCAAACUAUCAAUACCACCUUUUCAAGAAACAAAAAAAUUGACGACAUCAAAUCUAGGUGAUGCACCGGACGGCAUUACCACUUCUGGCAUUGUCACAAAAGAAGAUACGAUCAUUUCAUCGUCCGUUGGCAAAAAAGGGCCAGCACGCAAACUUGGAAGACCUCCAAAAUCGCAAGAAUCUCAGCAUGCGUACGGUUUCUUUUUAGAACCAGUUGACACUACUAUCGUAACAGAUUAUCUUACAAUUAUUCAAAAGCCGAUGGAUUUUGGAACGAUGCGACAAAAAAUAGAACGAAAUGAAUAUUCUUCCAUCGACGAAUUCAAGGAAGAUUUUACUCUUGUAUGUAAUAACUGCAAGACGUAUAAUGCACCAGAAACACUUUAUUAUAAAAGUGCGGACAAGCUAUGGCAAUUUGGUGAAAAGGCAAUAGAACGUGAAAGAGAUAGCAUUAUUUUGGAGGAGGAGAGAAUGAAGGCAAUAGGAAUAGCUGAAAGGGCAGAUAUCGGAAUUCGCGGAAAAAGGGCUGCAAAUGUUGCACAAGGUGCCAUAUCUGGUAGAGCAUCAUCUGUUCCGAGGCCAGGUAGGCAAGUUCGGAAACAAAGAAGAGGGGAGGCACGUAAACAAUUUGCACCAGAUGGUUCACUAAUGCACAAUGAUCCGUUUACCUUAAUUCCACAACCGCCGCCUUUUGGUGAGACACCACUUCUUACAGUUAUAUCAUCUAAAACUCAACGUCAAGCACGCUUUGAGGAUUAUGGACCAUUUGCUACAUUGGGAGUUGAUCCACCUUUUUUUACGCCAGCCGAUAAAGAUUACCUUUACAAUAUAUUUGGAGAUGAAAAGGGAUAUGCAUAUGCUAAAAGCCUUAAAGCGUUCGUGACGGAUAUGGGCGAAGACAUGAAUAUGCAUGUGGAUAAGAUUAUAGAUAGUUUGACUUUUGGUGUUCAUAGCCUUGAUCGACAAGUAUCGCGUAUAUUGUCUAAUUUAGAUCCCAAUAGUCCCAUUGAUACCUCUGUCAUUAUUCAAACCGAACUUGGACCUAUAAAUGUGGGUGAAGAAAUUCAACGAAGCCAACAGCUUUCAGAAAUCAAGAAGAAGCAAGCUGAACUAGAUGUGUGGCAAAAAGAUAAGAUUGAUUUAGACUUUUUUGUUAGCGAUCAAGAGAUAAUGGCUAUGACGAAAUCGAUGGGGAAUGAUCAGCAAAGUUUUCAAAAGAUGUUAGAUCUUAAUGCUCAGAAUUUAAAUGAAUUGAUCAAAGUUAAGCAAGGUGUUGGUACUUUGGAGUCACAACAAAAAGAAAAACAACUUUCUUCUGAGGUCAAUAUUCGACUUUUUAAUCUUGUCCAGCAUGUUCCAAAGAAUGAAAUAUCUUCAAGUACAGCUUCCCCAUUGCAAUCAAACAUAACGUCCAAGAUACAGCCAUUUACGCAAGAACAAAUUCGUCCACAAGCCCAUUUGCAAGUACAAUCAUGUACGUCUGACCAAACGUCCAUGGAUACCCAAACGACUAUGUCGUCGUUUUCGUCAACACAGCCGCAAAUAUUACCAAAACGUACUGUUAGUAUUAAUUCCACACCAGCCUCAAUUUUGCCUAACAUAGAGCAAAAUGACCCGAUAAGCGCGUUAGCUCCUGCCUCUAUUUUACACGAUAGCGCAUCCAAUGCCAUGACCUCUAUUAGAAUGCCUGGAAGAUGUGCUAAUUGUCAGACUACCGAUACUCCAGGUUGGAGGGCAGGUGAAACACCUGACCAAAAACUCUGCAACGGUAUUUAUUAUAAAACCGAUAUUUCUUCUUCAUGCAAUGCAUUUGCGAUAAAUAAACCUCGUGGAAAAACAUCUACAGAAGUUUUAAAUACUCUCAAAGAUUUUUUUCGAAAUAAAUCAAAUUCAAUAUUUAUUAAGAAAUUAAAAUUAGGACAUGGCGGCACAUUAGAUCCAUUAGCAACUGGUGUACUGGUGAUUGGUGUAAAUGACGGGUGUAAGGAAUUGCACAAAUAUAUCGGUUGCAAUAAGGUUUAUUCAGCAACUGGAUUGUUUGGUUUCGCAACAGAUAGUUACGAUUCUUAUGGAAAACUCUCAAAAAUUGCACCAGUUAAGCAUAUAACCAAAGAGAUGUUAACAUUUACAUUACAAAAAUUUACAGGAAACAUUUUACAAAAGCCACCUCUGUAUUCUGCUUUGCGAAUGGAUGGACGACGCCUUUAUGAUUACGCACGUAAAGGAAUUGCACUUCCGAAAAACAUUGAACCUCGCGAAGUCAAGAUUCAUUCAUUGUCAUUAUUAGAUUUUACUAUUAAUCACGAUUAUAAACCUCCGACAAUAACUACCACGAUACUUCUCGAAACGCCGAAAAUAACCAAAAAUAGUUCAAUCAAAUCAAUAGACACAAUAAUUAAUGAAAAUUCAAUUACAGAAAAUUUUCUAUUGGACAAUCCAAUUUUUAAAAUUCAUGUUAAGUGCGGAAAAGGAACAUAUAUUCGGUCAUUAGUACAUGAUAUCGGAAUAGAACUUAAUAGUGCAGCACAUGUUGUGGAAUUGGUAAGAUUACAACAGGGAGACUUACAGUUACAUAGAGACACAGUUGAAUUGGGUGAAUGUUCUGAUUUGAAUAACAUUAUUAACGCCAUGGAAAAAAUCAAAUUAAAUCGUAGCAGCUCUGAUAUAAUAAAAUAA
Molecule: messenger RNA, 3891 nt
Organism: Scutellospora calospora
Lineage: Eukaryota; Fungi; Glomeromycota; Glomeromycetes; Diversisporales; Gigasporaceae
Source: the annotation of a GenBank genome assembly